Messenger RNA from Symbiodinium pilosum, 969 nucleotides. The record is from the annotation of a GenBank genome assembly. Lineage: Eukaryota; Dinophyceae; Suessiales; Symbiodiniaceae.
AUGCUCGAGCUCAUUCGAGAGCGGUGCAUCGAGAGGGACAUCCCCAUCAACUUCCCACCGCCAUGGUAUCCGAUGACUUUUGCCCUCCCCGAUGACUUGGAGCAGUGGAAGCGGCACGCGGAGGCAAACCCGCACAAGAAGUGGAUCUACAAGCCCAGCUGCGAGGCAAUGGGCAGAGGCAUCAUCUUGGUCAGCAAGAUUUCGGACGUAGACUCGAAGGAGAAGCCAUUCCGCACCAGAUGCAAAAAUGUCGAGGUCUUUGAUCCGAAUGAGCCGCCACUCAAAGAGCGAAACUUCGCAAACAUCGGCAUCAUCCAGGAGUACAUGGUGAACCCCAUGCUGCUGGAGAACCGGAAGUUCGCCAUCCGAGUCUACAUGCUGGUGGCCCGAACUAAGCCGCUUUUGACGUUCCACUACAAUUUCGGCUACGUCAAGCGCUGCGGCGAAUUUUACGACGAGAACAAGUUCAACCGCGAAGAUCUGUUCCGUCAUGUCACCGAGCAGGAGUUCCAGAAGAAACAAGAUGAUUUUGGCGAGUCUGCCGCCGCACAGCUGAUGUCGAUUGAGGACCUGGAUAGAUACCUGCAGGAAAACUACGGUAUUCCUGCCUUCAGGCUCAACUUCUGGCAGCAAGUGAAAGCCAUCUGCAUGGAGGUCAACCUGGGCAUGAAGGAGGGCAUCGCUGAAAAAGCAAAGGUUGGGCAAUUCGAAAUCUUCGGUCUCGACAUCAUUGUAGAUGCUGACCAGCGCCUGUACCUCCUCGAGGCGAACAGAGAUCCUUCGUGGGUGAUAGACGCCCAGGUGAAGAAGGCUAUCAUUCCCGACAUGAUCCGCGAGAUGAUGGAGCUUGUCCUUUGGGCACACAGCGAGGAGGGCAAGAAUAAGGAGGCUAUGCUCCACUCUCCAAUGCGGGGCUUUGAGGUGUUGAUCGAUGAGGCCUUCGACUUUCAAGCUGUUGAUGUCGAGUGA